CGCAGCUCUGUGUCCCGCUCUGGACUCCUCCGUAGCAGAGACGUGGAGUUCCUGGAGCGGGUCUGUGGGAAGGUGACGAAGGUCAUGAAGGCACAUCUCUUAAAAGUAAAGGCUGAGGAAGCUGGGUCUGUUCAGCCUCUAGGAGAGACAGCUGAGAGGAGACAUUAAUAUCUACAAAUAUCUAUGGGGAGGUGCCAAGGGGAUGAUUCUCGUUGCUGAGCAGUGAGACAAGAGGCAGCUGGCAGAAACUGAUGCACGGGAGCUUGCACCGGAGCGUGGGCAAGGACGCCUUUACUGUGCAGUAGAACGUGUGCUACCACCACAAUGCCUGAAGUAAACACAGAUCACCUGGAUGAAGAGCAGGUGCAGCUCUUGGCAGAGAUGUGCAUCCUUAUUGAUGAAAAUGACAAUAAGAUUGGAGCAGAGACCAAGAAAAACUGUCACCUGAAUGAAAACAUUGACAAAGGUUUACUGCACCGAGCUUUCAGUGUUUUCUUAUUUAAUACGGAAAAUAAACUGUUGCUGCAACAGAGGUCAAAUGCAAAAAUUACAUUUCCAGAUUGUUUUACCAACACUUGUUGCAGUCAUCCCCUAAGCCAUCCACAAGAACUGGAAGAAAAUGAAGCCAUUGGUGUUCGGAGAGCAGCACAGAGACGAAUGAAAGCAGAGCUGGGAAUUCCCAUGGAGCAGGUAACUCCAGAAGAAAUCUCCUACCUGACACGAAUUCACUACAAGGCCAAGUCUGAUGGGAUCUGGGGAGAACAUGAGAUAGAUUAUAUCUUAUUUGUGAAGAAGGAUGUGACACUGAAUCCCAACCCCAACGAGAUCCAAAGCUACUGCUAUGUGACACAGAAAGAACUGAAACAGCUCUUGGACAAAGCUGCCAGGAAUGAAGUUAAGAUUACUCCAUGGUUCAAGUUGAUAGCAGAGACCUUUCUUUUUAAGUGGUGGGAUAACUUGGAUAACUUAAACAAAUUUGUUGAGCAUGAAAAAAUACACCGAAUGUAAAUAGCUGGGAUAAAAGGUGCUGAAUGCUAGCAAUGAUGUGUUGUCUCACUAACACUGUCCAAUCAUGACCUAAGUGCAGAGAAUUGGUCCACAUGGAGCAUGUUUAGUUUAUACAGAUGUUGUCAUGGCCAAUGUUUUUUCUUCUGUCUUUGUCACUUCUUCCCCCUAGUUCUUGGUUCUCUUGGGCCCGUUAAGAUCUCAUGUAAAAUGGGUAACAGUGGCAUGAAACCCCUGGGUUCCUCUUCUUGCAUUUCCUGGUGAAAGAUCCUCAGCCUGUGUGUUCCCCGCACACCUGGGAGGGAGCCUGGGCACCUCCUGCCCAGCUCAGGCAGGAGGACUGGGGUGUUCUACUGAACUUAACCACACCUUAAACAGUGAUUACACACGACUGGGCUCUGCUGUGAUCUUGAGAAGACCAGUUGCCAGAAGGAAAAACAAUUCAAAGUAAUCAGGAUUAUUUUUGAUUGCAGAAAGCAAAUCUCUUCAGCUACUGUACUCUAUAAUUAACCAAACCCAUAAAAGCUUAAGUAAUUGGAUUGCCUGUGUGGAGUAAGUUUGACCUUGAAGUGCUGACACAUAUAUUAGUUUUAGAUAAUAAACAGUGUGGGUUUUUUUCCCUCACCAGGCUUUUCUGAGUAGUUGAUGGCUGAGUACUGGGUAUCUCAUGUUUUAAAAAAGGGUUAAUUACAAAGCAAAUGUAAAUGGUAUCUGUCUGAUGUCAAUAGUCUGUUUUUGGAGAGGGGAUAUGGACUAAAUGGCUCUUCUCCAUUUUCCAGAAAACAAAGGCAUCUUGGUACAAGGGCUUUUCUUUUCCUGUAAUAGUUGUUCCCAGACAACUCAAACCCACUGAACCCCAAAAUUCGAGACUGACAAUUUGUGGGUUUACACUGGGUCUUGAUGUCAGUUAAUUAGAAAUUGUACCAGAGUACCAGAGCUAAUCCUUUUUGAUCUUGCAGUCAAUCAAUUGCUAGUAACUUAGGAGGCUUUUUUCACUAAGACAAAUAUUAAAGGGUGCUUCAAUUUUAAUUAUAGUCUGGGGGUGUGGAGGGAAGGGCCUCAAAAAAGUUUGUGAUUUCUUCUGUUAGCAUGCUACUCAAACUAGAUUUUUUAAGUUCUCCCAGAGCCUGUUGAAAUAGGAUGUUUGUCAUACCACUUAUCAUUCCAUGUAAACACGGUAACGAUUCUGUCUGGAUUUGGGGUAAAAUGAACUCUUUCUCAUCCCUGUUGUGACUGUAGCACUGAAGCUCCCAUAUGCCAGCACCUCCAGUGGUUCAACACUUCGAGGUUUUAGAACCAGGUUUGUUGUGUAUGGGCUGGAACUGAUGUAUUGUUUCAAACCAAGUAUCAGGUGAGGGAAGUGAUGUGAUGUAGCAGCUCUCUUGAAUUUAGUGCAAUCAGCCAUGUUACCCAGCUGUAGGCAAUGGAGAAGUUCUCAAAUAAGUUUCAAAUCUAACUUUAUAAUUAAAACACCUUGCCUAAA
This is a messenger RNA of Pseudopodoces humilis (Tibetan ground-tit), 2488 nucleotides long. RefSeq names its product isopentenyl-diphosphate delta isomerase 1 (gene IDI1). Gene Ontology annotation, cellular component: cytoplasm. Gene Ontology annotation, biological process: isopentenyl diphosphate biosynthetic process; isoprenoid biosynthetic process. Gene Ontology annotation, molecular function: isopentenyl-diphosphate delta-isomerase activity. The record is from RefSeq and is a predicted model, not a curated record. Lineage: Eukaryota; Metazoa; Chordata; Aves; Passeriformes; Paridae.